AUGAAGACGCGCGAAAGCACGUCAGACGUCGACAAACCGAAUGCCAGGGCCUUCUGGCGGUUGCGCCUUUGCCCCCAAUAUUUACGAUCGUCAACUGCGCGGCGAUCAUCCGAUCCAUCUCGCGCCGUCGACGUGAAGGUGUCCGCCGACCUACCGGCUCAUCAGCCGCGUUACAUCCGGCGUGCUUCGAAGUACGCCUGCUGGGAAGCCUUAUGA
Molecule: messenger RNA, 216 nt
Organism: Caenorhabditis auriculariae
Lineage: Eukaryota; Metazoa; Nematoda; Chromadorea; Rhabditida; Rhabditidae
Source: the annotation of a GenBank genome assembly